CUUAUAUCAGAUAUAAACUUUUGUUUUUCUCUAUUAGCUCACAACAAAUAGGAGCACCUUAUAAUUCUCACACAUUUUCACGAGCUUAAGAAUUUGUGUUGAGGUAGCUAGGAGUACUAAUUAGUAAUUACAGUAGUUGCCACAUUUGUCCAAAACAAUAACAAAGAAAACACAGAAAAAUGCCGGGAGCUUCACUGAGCAAUAUCUUCAAACACCUUUCCUACAUUGCGCGCAUCCAAUUUCCAAGACGCUCACACCGUCUUCUUCAUCGUCCCUUACAUUAUCUCUCCUCCUUCAACUCCUCUCAUCUCACUUCCUCAUUUCCUAAGCUCAGCCUAAACCACCAAUGGCGACCCUCUUCUUCGUCUUCUUCCUCUGCUGCUUCUUCUUCUCCGACGACCUCCAAGGAUUCCAGCGUGCCCCCUUAUCUCUCUGUGCUCAUAAAAUGCCGUAAAGAUGUCGCUGACUCCUUUUCCGAAGCUCUUUUAAAUUUUGGUGCAAAUUCUGUCAGUAUGGAUGAACACGAUGACUACGAGGACUCUGAUGAGGUCAGCAUAUGUUCAAUAUUCACUGAAUGUGAAGAUGUGACUCCAUCCAUAUCACGCGCCGCUGAUUCUGUUGGCAUAGAAAUGCCAACUUUUGAACUCUUAAAAUAUGAUCCCUAUGACUGGAUAAAAAGAAGUCAGGAAUCGUUUGACCCAGUGGAAGUAACCAAGGGCUUAUGGAUUGUGCCAGAGUGGAAAACUGCUCCUGAUGCACGAGCUACAAAUAUUAUUCUAAAUCCUGGUUUAGCUUUUGGAACUGGAGAGCAUGCUACAACCAAGAUGUGUCUUCUUUUGCUACAUCAAACUGUGAGAGGAGGUGAACGCUUCCUGGACUAUGGAACAGGGUCUGGAAUUCUCUCCAUUGCGGCACUCAAGUUGGGUGCUGCUUUGUCAGUAGGAGUUGAUAUUGACCCUCAAGCAAUAACAGCUGCACAUCAGAAUGCUGAAUUGAAUCAUAUAGAACCUGAGAAAUUGAAGUUGUAUUUAGUUCCUUCAGAAGACGGUGCUUCUCUUGUAGACAAAAAGGAGUUUCCUGCAGAUAAAAAAUUUAUGGACACGGAUAAAUAUGACAUAGUCAUUGCAAAUAUAUUGUUAAAUCCGCUUCUUGCGUUGGCAGAUGAGAUUGUUUCACUGGCUAAAGCAGGAGCAACUGUUGGUCUCUCUGGUAUAAUUCAUGAGCAGGUUUCAUCUGUUAUAGAACGAUAUUCAGCAUUCUUGGAAGACAUUUCAGUGUCAGAAAUGGAAGAUUGGGCUUGCAUAAAGGGAAAAAAGAAGGCCAAUUGAAUGACAAAUUAAUUCAUGGAGUGAAUUAAGAAAUGGUCGGGGUAAAACGAAGAUAUUAAUUCAUGUCCAGACAUUUCUGUAUGUUUUACUGAAACUGAAGCGCUGCUUGUUAAAAGGGGGGAAUUACUGUUUUGAGUUUUGACAUCCAUAACAUUUAUCUUGCAGUCAAGCUGUAUUAGGUGUCUAGUUUUCUGAUGUAUAUGUAUGCAUAACUCUUGUUUUUGCCUGUAAUUACAAACAUGUAAGUUAGGCUAUGUUUGUCA
Messenger RNA from Spinacia oleracea (spinach), 1591 nucleotides. RefSeq lists its product as uncharacterized. Gene Ontology annotation, biological process: peptidyl-lysine trimethylation. The coding region runs from base 180 to 1328 and encodes 382 amino acids. Gene Ontology annotation, molecular function: protein-lysine N-methyltransferase activity. The transcript has 7 exons. NCBI's taxonomy places the organism in Eukaryota, Viridiplantae, Streptophyta, Magnoliopsida, Caryophyllales, Amaranthaceae. The record is from RefSeq and is a predicted model, not a curated record. Gene Ontology annotation, cellular component: mitochondrion.